Molecule: messenger RNA, 663 nt
Organism: Rhinocladiella mackenziei CBS 650.93
Lineage: Eukaryota; Fungi; Ascomycota; Eurotiomycetes; Chaetothyriales; Herpotrichiellaceae
Exons: 2
Coding region: 1-663 (220 amino acids)
Biological process (GO): superoxide metabolic process
Cellular component (GO): mitochondrion
Molecular function (GO): superoxide dismutase activity; metal ion binding
Source: RefSeq, a predicted model, not a curated record
AUGGCGGUCGAAAAAUACACGUUGCCUAGGCUUCCCUAUGCCUUAGAUGCCCUCGAGCCUUCUAUUUCCGGUCAAAUUAUGGACCUGCACUACAAUCGCCACCAUCAGACCUACAUAACGAAUCUGAACAACGCCCUCACCGUCCACGCCGAAGCAUUGUCAAGCUCGAACCUCCUCAAACAACUCGAGUUGCAGCCAGCCAUCAAAUUCAACGCCGGCGGACAUAUUAACCACACCUUGUUCUGGGAGAACCUUUCUCCUGCGUCGACAGGUGACGCCAAUCUUGCCAGCGCAGCGCCCCAGCUGCAUCAAGGUAUUCUCCAACGAUGGGGCAGUGUCGAGACCUUCAAAACCACGCUUGAAGCCACGGCGCUCGCAAUCCAAGGGUCCGGCUGGGUUUGGCUCGUCAAAUCACAAGCCAACAACGGCAGUGUACUGGAGAUCACGACGUCCAAGGACCAGGACCUUCCGCCACCCGGAAAGAUGGCUCUAUUAGGCAUCGACAUGUGGGAGCAUGCGUAUUACUUACAAUACUGGAAUAAUAAAAAAGAAUAUGUAAGCAAGAUAUGGGAUGUGUUGAAUUGGAAGACUGCAGAAAAAAGGUAUCUCGGCGACGCAGCAGUCAUAUACGGCAACUUGGUCGGAUUGGCGAGUCGUUUGUGA